Molecule: messenger RNA, 468 nt
Organism: Enterobius vermicularis (human pinworm)
Lineage: Eukaryota; Metazoa; Nematoda; Chromadorea; Rhabditida; Oxyuridae
Source: the annotation of a GenBank genome assembly
AUAACACUGCAAAAAAUUACUGCCUGUGAAUUAAGCUGCAUUAUUCAACUCGGAAUCGGUACCAUGUUUAUGUUCGUUGGCCUGGAUACGCACAGCUUCAUCCUAGAGUCUGUUUUACAUUCAGUUAACUCACGAGAUCCAAAUCGAAUUGAUAAAUAUGCUGGCUACUACGGCCAAGCAUGCUCGUACAUAACUUUCGCUUUGACUAAUCUCUUCGCUCCGUCGCUAAUACGAAGUUAUGAUCCAAAAUGGUCAGUUUUCAUUGGCAGCAUUUUCAGUACAAUUUAUUAUACCGGUUUUCAGUACAUCAGCAGUUAUUACUUUUACACUUCGGCAGUUCUACUUGGAAUAGGUUCUGCGGGUACGUCUGAAACUCAAACAUGUUGUAUUAAAAAGCUCUCCUCUUAUAGUUACAUUUACUUGAAAUUAAACGACAUAAGCCAUUCUUUCUUGAUUUUUUUGAUUUAG